UCGGAGCCGCGGGCGGGUCUAGCCAUGGCCGAGGGCAUACCGGCCUCCCCGUUGGGCCGCGCAGGCGGCCGGGGCCUGCACAGCGGCAUCAUCCAGUGGUUGGUUGACAAUUUCUGCAUGUGCGAAGGAUACAGUGUGCCUCGCUGCCUCAUGUAUGAGAUAUAUGUGGAGACCUGUGGGCAGAAUGCUCAGAACCAAGUCAACCCAGCCAUGUUUGGGAAGCUCGUACAUUUGGUUUUCCCUGAUCUUGGCACCCGGAGGCUGGGAACGAGAGGCAGUGCCAGGUAUCAUUACGACGGAAUCUGUAUCAAGAGAAGUUCUUUCUUCUAUGCCCAGUAUUGCUACCUUCUGGGUGAAAAAAGGUGUCCCAGUGGAGACACUGUUGCCUUUGAAAAGUCUACUAAUUAUAACUGCAAUCUCCAAGAAGAAAGAGCAGGUGACAGUCACUCACCGAUCAAGACAGAUCCCAUUGGAUCCCCUUUGUCUGAAUUCAGGAGAUGUCCAUUCUGGGAGCAGGAACUGGCAAAGAAAUACUCCUAUCAAAUGGUGGCCUUUCUUGCUGAUGAAUACUGCAACUGCUGUCAAGACAUUUUGCAACAUGUGAGAAACCAACAACUCGAGAGGGUGGAAGGCUUGCUGAUGUCCUUCUGGAAGUCUCUGCAGCAAGACACAGUGAUGCUCCUGUCACUCCCUGACGUGUGCCAGCUCCUUAAGUGCUAUGACGUGCAGCUGUACAAGGGAAUUGAGGACAUUCUCCUCCAUGACUUUUUGGAAGAUGUUUCUAUUCAGUAUUUGAAAUCUGUCCGGUUGUUUAGUAAGAAAUUCAAGCUGUGGCUCCUCUCUGCUCUGGAGGGCUUUCCAGACCUCUUACAGAUCUCCAAAUUCAAAGAGGUUACUGUGUUUGUCAAAAGGCUAAGAAGAAAGACAUACCUUUCCAACAUGGCGAAGACCAUGAGGAUGGUGCUGAGAAACAGCAGGAGGGUCAGCGUCCUGAAGACGGAUCUAUGCACCAUCUUACAUCAGGGCGUUUUGAAUAUUUCCCAGAAAGUCCUGCCUAGGGACCUGAGCGGUGCCGAUGUCCUGGAAGAGAACACAGAGAUGAAAUGUUUGAGCAGUUUAAUUUCUUUGCUGGGGACGUCAACAGAUCUCAGUGUAUUCAUGAAUUGUCUGUCUUCAAAUCUCCAAGAAUUUGUCUUCCAGCCAAGCAGAAGCAAAGAGGAGUUUAUCCAGUUGGCCGCCAGCUUCCAGCUGAGGUGGAAUUUCCUCCUCACGGCGGUGAGCAGAGCCAUGACCCUCUGUCACAGAGACAGCUUCGGCUCCUGGCACCUGUUCCAUUUGCUGCUUUUGGAAUAUGUGAUUCACAUACUUCAGUCGUGCAUUGAGGAGGAAGAGGAGGACGACGACGUGGGAAGUCUCAAGGAGACACUGCCAGAUGGCCAGUGUCCUGUCCAGCCAGACCAUGAGCCCCACCACCCUCCAGACUGCCCCCCAGCUCAGGAGUGUGAAAGCCUGAGUGCAGAUCCCCCCCGGGUGAUGCUCAGAUGCAGGGACCAGAGCCCCGGUGCCACGGCGGGGAGCAGUGUGGUGGUCAGGGUGCCCGGCUUCCUGGUGGACACCGUCACGGGCAGCAAGCUCAUCCAGGUAUUGUUGGAAGAUAGAGCCACAGAAAACACCAUCAAACUCAGCCUUCCUCUGGGACAAGAGACCCUCAUAACCCUGACAGAUGGACAAAAAUUUGUGAUCCACAUAUCGGAUGUAUCCCAAAGCUCUGAGGAUAUUUAUCUUAGGGAAAGUAAUGCUGACAUGGGAGAUUAUUUAUUGGACUGAGAAAACAUACAUUUUUUUCAUUCUUAAGAAUAGAGUAAAUGAUAAUACUUUUUUAUUGGUGAGAAAGAAGAUUUUGUGUAAAUAAUAGAGGUAGCACUGUUUUCUGUUUAUAUGUAUUUCAAGGAAUUGGUUUUGAUGAAUCAUAUAAACUGAU
Messenger RNA from Odocoileus virginianus texanus, 1981 nucleotides. RefSeq names its product regulatory factor X8 (gene RFX8). NCBI's taxonomy places the organism in Eukaryota, Metazoa, Chordata, Mammalia, Artiodactyla, Cervidae. The record is from RefSeq and is a predicted model, not a curated record. Gene Ontology annotation, molecular function: DNA-binding transcription factor activity, RNA polymerase II-specific; RNA polymerase II cis-regulatory region sequence-specific DNA binding. Gene Ontology annotation, biological process: regulation of transcription by RNA polymerase II.